Gymnogyps californianus (California condor) is the source of this 3855-nucleotide messenger RNA. Its product is annotated as dipeptidase 2-like. Gene Ontology annotation, molecular function: metallodipeptidase activity. Bases 347 to 1612 code for a protein of 421 amino acids. Lineage: Eukaryota; Metazoa; Chordata; Aves; Accipitriformes; Cathartidae. The transcript is spliced from 13 exons. The record is from RefSeq and is a predicted model, not a curated record. Gene Ontology annotation, biological process: proteolysis.
AGCCAAAGGAAGAAUUUGGCUUUUAGCAGCUUUAAAAAUCAGUUACAUUCUCAAUCUGCAAAGAGGGGCAAUCUCCAAAUGCCUGUUGAGCGUGAAGCCUGCGACACGUGAGCUGAAGAAAUAGAGGACGUUUCUUGGUUGCUGCUCUGAUGCCAGGAGGAGCUGGUGCCAAGCUUUAGCUGUUGCAUCCAGCACAGUGGAAUGUGGAUUUCGACUCCACUGCAUUUUCCUAAGAAGGAAAGCAGUGUCACCAGAUCUGAGAAAGAAGAGACUGUGUGUUAAAGAAGCCAGCUGACUCCCUGCAUCAGACACUCCUGGCCAGCCCUUCCGCUAAGCAAACUGGAAAAUGGAAAUGAAGAGAAAUACAACCAAGUUGCUGUGGCUGGUGAUGUUCCUCUCUGAUAUUGUGCCAUUCAGCUAUGAGAAAUCAAUGAGAGAGCGAGCUAUCGAGCUGAUGAAAGAUGCACGUUUAAUCGAUGGUCACAAUGACUUUGUACUGCGGCUGAGAAUAUUUUACCAAAAUAGACUCAGUAGAGUCAACUUAAGAGAACUCAACAAGACCCACACGAACCUUGCGAAACUUCAGGCUGGCUAUGUGGGAGCUCAGUUUUGGUCAGUGUAUGUUCUUUGCAGCGCUCAGAACAAGGAUGCUGUGCGUCUGACCUUAGAGCAAAUUGAUGUUGUCAAGAGGAUGUGUAACAGCUAUGAAGAGCUUGAACUUGUGACAACUUCCCAAGGUAUCUCUGACAGUAUAAGGAUCGCAUGUUUGAUUGGAAUAGAAGGUGGUCACUCCAUUGACAGCAGUUUGGCAACACUGAGGAUGUAUUAUGACCUGGGUGUUCGUUACAUGACUUUAACACAUUCCUGCAAUACACCUUGGUCUGAAUCGUCAUCUAAAGGAAUACACAACUUUUAUCCUAGUGUUAUUGGUCUGACUGCAUUUGGCCAAGAAGUGGUAAAGGAGAUGAAUCGCCUGGGUAUGCUGAUAGAUUUAUCUCAUACUUCAUAUUCCACAGCAAAAGCUGCACUGAAUAUCUCAAAAGCACCAGUAAUUUUCAGCCAUUCCUCAGCAUUUUCUAUUUGUAAUCACUCAAGAAAUGUUCCUGAUGAUAUCCUCCAGCAACUGAAAAAGAACAAGGGGAUUAUCAUGGUGACUUUCAAUGCAGAUGUACUGGCCUGUGGCAGAAAAGUUGUUAAUGUUUCUACCCUUGCAGAUCAUUUUGACCACAUAAAGAAAAUUGCAGGUUCAGAAUCGAUAGGAAUUGGUGGUGACUACGAUGGAGUGGAACGUUUCCCUGAGGGAUUGGAAGAUGUUUCGAAAUACCCUUCUUUGAUUGAGGAACUUCUAAGAAGAGGAUGGAAUGAAACUGAACUGAAAGGGGUGUUAAGGGAGAACUUUCUCCGUGUCUUCAGGGAAGUGGAAAAUGUGCGGAACAUUAGUGGACUAAUGGAUGUAGGUGAAAGUGAAAUUCUGCAAGAAGUAGUACAAAAUUCCUGUCGCCUAGACCUACGUAAUCAUCGGCUUCAGACAAUCAGGUCCUUUGGAUUUCCUUCUAUGGCACAACCUUUUAGUCUGACACUUGUAAUUGUAUCGUUUAAUACUGUAUUAUGAAUCAUAAGAUCUAUGGGGUCUAGAGAGAGAUAUAUGGAGUAAUCUGCAAUGCAACUAGUUAUCUUUUUGGGGUUUUGUUAAUGUAAAGCUAUGCUAAUUUUUUUAAUAUAAUUUCUAUAAAUUCGCCUGCAUACUUGAAAGUUAAUGUAGAUUUGAAAUGUUGUAGCAAAAGCAUUUAGAAUUUGAUGUGAUAAAUUCUGUGUCAUCUUGGCUAAACCAGGACCAACAUUGUUAAUGGAAAGUAUUCACAUCUAAUGAAUAAAUUCUCUAAUACAUGACACAUGGUUUUGGUACCCAUAUUGUGGCACUUGGUAUAAAUACGGGAGUCCAGAAUCAGCAGUUCCACACAGGAUCUAGAGAAUAUGAUAAAGACAGCUGUGCUGAGAUGUUUUCAGAUAUUACUUCUUGUUAAGUCAUACAACUUUCAUUAUCAGUCGAUGGCUUAGUCACAGAAGACCACCGCUCUGGUAUAUGUAGAGGAGUGGUUUUUUGUUUUGUUUUUUAAGAUGACAAGAUGGUUGACAUAGCAAUUUCAAUUCAGAUUUCAUGUCUACCACUAGCUUUAGGGUUCCAUCCUGCAGUACUAAAUUCUUAUUUUUGAACCCUCACCAGGACAGUGGGCAACUGGAGAGUUACUAAAGGGUGGAGGCAGGUGCCUUGCAUUCAGGUACAGGUGACCAGGCAAUGUUGUAGAUACUUUUCUGUUGUUUGGGGACUGCUGUUUGCUGCAUGUUCAUGAAGCUGGGAGCAAGAAUAAGCCAGGACAAAGCAGGGAUUCUGGCUACUCAGAGGGUGAGAUCUUAUUCUGAUAUUUUUACUGCAGUCUGAAAAGUAUAAAAUGAGUAUUUAAAUAAAAAUUUUGUUAAAAUGUUCCACAGCUUUGUGGAAAUCUCUUUCACAUUUAAACAAUGACCCUUAUCAAGAACAGGUUUUUUUAUUUUAUUUUUAUUCUAGCUGGCUAAAAUCAGACCAUUGUCAAAGGAUUCAUAGGCAUGAUAUUAGAAAGAAGUCUUUUUAUUAUAAAUCUUCUGCUGUUUCAGCCUUUGGAGCAUGUUUUCAAAUACACAAGGUAUGUGAGGUUAGAAGCUACUGUUACACAGAAGAGCAUAUAUUGCGAUGGGCCUAUUCUUGGUAGUCUAAUAUGGCUCAAACCUGGAAUUUUCGUCAAAUAUCCUGAGAUUCAUGAUGAGAUUGUAAGAUGGCAGCGCUACAUCUUUGUAGGGUAAUUUCAUAGUGCUUGCUGUUAAAUGCCUUCUCAUGAUACUUGCUGUUAAUUGUGAUUUUUUUUUUUUUUUUUAAUCCCAUGAUAUUUGCUUUUAUUUACUGAUAGGACAUCUACAGAAUUUAGCCUUAGUAUAAAGUAAAAGUCCUGUAAUUGAUCUAAGGACAGCAUUUGUAAACACACAAAGUAUUUAACAACUGAAAGACAAGGCUAAGCAUGAACAGAAUGGAAACGGCAAGUCAGUUGUUUUCUAGAGUCACUUGAGACUGUUCCUGCCAUCCAUUUCUGCAUUCCAUGUACAAGCAGGGUUUCUGGAAGAAGACUGUUCUUUUAUUGCUUCAAAAUGAAGCUUCGUUAAUUCUUCUGAUAAGGUGGUCUCCUUGCUAAGUAUGUUCUGAAUAUCCUACUGCCACUUACUGAAUUCUUUACAAAUCAUGUUGAAUAAUCUAGUUGCAUACAAGCCAAGUUCUUAAGAACAGUUUCUCAAUAAAUUCUGAUCUUAGUUAUGCAUCUACAAUGGGGAAUUACUGCAGACUCAGAAGUCUUGCCUUCCCGAUACUGCUUGACUGGCAUCAGAACUUGUUUUACGGGUAAAAUGAUGAAUUCAAUAGAGCAAAUAUUUACUUCCCAUCAGUACUUCUGCUAAUAGCUUCAUAAGCCAUUGGAAAACUGCCAUCCAUGGUCUCUCUUCACAGAAUUAGUACUGUGAUAGUAACUUCAUUAUAUAUUUGAAAUGUAAGAUGCUUCCUUAUUCCUUCCAGCCUUUUUCUUUCUACUGUGUUGUCACUUUCCUGCCUGCUAAUUUCUAAUUUUUUUCCAUAAUACAGCAUGGAUUAAAAAUACAUUCCUUUUCUUAAAGAUAUGGAUAAUACUUUUAUAUGACUGAUUCCACCAUACUAUAGAUAUUUGUAGUUUUUCCUUGUUUUAUCUAUAGUGUAUUGUACUUAUUUGACUGCUUUGUGCAAUGAAUAAUUUGUAGCCUUGUGGCAAAACAUAGACAUGAAAUUUAAAUAAAAUAUUG